This is a messenger RNA of Xenopus laevis (African clawed frog), 1194 nucleotides long. RefSeq names its product retina and anterior neural fold homeobox 2 L homeolog (gene rax2.L). The record is from RefSeq and is marked provisional. Gene Ontology annotation, cellular component: nucleus. Gene Ontology annotation, molecular function: DNA binding; RNA polymerase II cis-regulatory region sequence-specific DNA binding; DNA-binding transcription factor activity, RNA polymerase II-specific. Gene Ontology annotation, biological process: regulation of DNA-templated transcription; regulation of transcription by RNA polymerase II; positive regulation of transcription by RNA polymerase II. NCBI's taxonomy places the organism in Eukaryota, Metazoa, Chordata, Amphibia, Anura, Pipidae.
GGGAGGAUAUUACAUUGAGGCUGAUCCAUUUGUUUGCCUGCAACUAAGUGCAGUUCAGGAAGACACUUCCAGACAUGUCGAACCGUUAAGAGCCCAGUAUUCGCUUGUAUUCCUCGGUCUCCCUGAACAAGAACCAGCGUACCCAAGUGUUCCUAAACUUGCACAAGGGAUGUUUCUAGACAAAUGUGAAGGAGAUUUGUGUGACUUGAGGGAAGACGGCAGCACGCCAACACCUGGCACUCCUGAGGGGGAGGAUUAUAAACUACCUACAAAGAAACACCGCAGGAACCGAACAACAUUCACAACUUACCAGCUUCAUGAAUUAGAGCAUGCCUUCGAGCGCUCACACUAUCCUGAUGUGUACAGUCGAGAAGAGCUAGCUAUGAAGGUCAGCCUGCCAGAGGUUCGAGUCCAGGUUUGGUUCCAGAACAGGCGAGCAAAAUGGAGGCGGCAAGAGAAACUGGAGUCUUCCACUAGCAAGCUACAUGACUCUCCACUAUUUUCUUUCUCAAGAUCCCCGAUAGCUACAAGUAUGGGGCCUCUGAGCACCGCUCUACCAUUGGAACCCUGGCUCACCUCACCAAUCUCAGGCACUACCACCAUCCACAAUAUGCCAGCAUUCAUGACUCCUUCGCAGGCCCAUCUGCCAACUUUCCCAAGUCACACAUUUUUGAACAGUGGGCCUCCAAUGACCCCUAUCCAACCUCUCAGUAGUGCACCAUAUCAGUGCAUGGGGGGAUUUGUGGACAAAUUUCCCUUAGAGGAAAUGGAUCAAAGAAGUUCAAGCAUUGCUGCACUGAGAAUGAAAGCAAAGGAGCACAUCCAGACAAUAGAUAAAACAUGGCAGCCUAUCUGAUGAAAACAGCUAUUACAAAAUGCAAAAUAUCACAAUUCCUUUUAAUUCAAAAUUUCAGAUGUUCUGUUUUGAAGCCUAUCAUUCCUUAUACCUGGAUGUAUUCAAGCCAAAGCAGACUUUUGACAGAAAGAUGGAAUAUGCUAUAGAACUUACAUAAGUUGACCUGUUUACUUGUAGGUGGUCUUGAGACUAAUGUGACUUUUACACUGUUGUCAGCAUGGUUAAGAGGAACAGGCUUGUUUGUUAGAAGUUGAUGUCCCUGUGUUGUAGUUUUACUUCACUGUGUCUUCACUGGGUCAGCCAUUAUUUAAGGAGAAAAAAAUAAAAAAUAAACCAAA